Oryza sativa Japonica Group (Japanese rice) is the source of this 2115-nucleotide messenger RNA. RefSeq lists its product as uncharacterized. Gene Ontology annotation, cellular component: SWI/SNF complex. The record is from RefSeq and is a predicted model, not a curated record. NCBI's taxonomy places the organism in Eukaryota, Viridiplantae, Streptophyta, Magnoliopsida, Poales, Poaceae. Gene Ontology annotation, biological process: positive regulation of DNA-templated transcription.
CGAGCGGAUUGUAUCUCUGCAAGUCUGCAUCACGCGACCAAAAAUAAACCCGCGGAGAAAAGAAAAAAAAAACACAGAGAGAGAGAGAGAGAGAGAGGAGACAUGGGAGAGGAGAAGGGAGAGAGAGUAGAGAGACGGGAAGCGAUGGCGGCGGCGGCGGAGGAGGAGGAGCCCGAGCAGGUGCCCAUGGUGUUGGUGGCGCCGGGGAAGCUGGUGACCCCCGAGCAGUUUCAGCGAGCCCGAGCCCUACCGCGCCAGCUGGCGGCGGUGGCGGCGUCCCCGCGGCAACCGCGCCCGCUCGCCAUGCAGCAGCAGCAGCAGCAGAUGUCGCAGUCGAUGAUCUUCGGGCGGCCGUCCGCGCCGGCGCCGACGACGCUGCAGGGGUUCGGGUUCGGGCGCGGCGCAGGCCCUGGUGCGGCGGCGGUGGCGGCGCGUUCGGCCGAGGGGGAUGGGGAUGGCGGCGCCGCGUCUCGCCAUGCAGCAGUCGACGACAACGACGAUGAUGCAGCAGCAGAAGGGAUUCGGGUUCAGCGGCGCUGGACCAGCGGCGGUGGCGCCUUCGCCGCGCGGGAUGACGAUGGCUGUGGGGCCGCGUCUCGCCGCGCAGCAGAAGCAGAGGCAGCCUACCCUCGCGCCGCCGCCGCCGCCGCAGCAGAAUCAGGGCUUCAGCGGGGCCGGGGCUGGGGCGAUGGGGGUGCCUUCGCCGCAGGGGAUGGCGGUGGGAACGCGUCUCGCCAUGCAGCAGCAGCAGCCGUCCAUGAUCCCCGCGCCGCCGACGAUGACCACGCAGAAGCAGCAAGGAAUGGUGUUCGGCGGUGGCGCAGCGGGAGCGGGGUUAGCGCCUCCUUCGCCGCGGGGGACGCCAAUGGCGACGGGGCCGCGUCUCCUCAUGCAGCAGCAGCAGCCGUCGACGAUCCUCGCGCCGCCGCCGCCGACGCCGACGCGGCAGAAACAGCAGGGAAUCGUGUUCGGCGGUGGCGCAGCAGCGGGGGUGGCGCCUCCUCCUUCGCUGCGGGGGAUGCCGAUGGCGUCUGGGCCGCGUCCCGCUAGGCAGCCGCAGCGCAAGCGGAAGCAGCGGACCCUCGCGCCGCCGCAGCAGAAGAAUCAGGGCAUCGGCGUGUCCGGGGCCGCGGCUGGAGCUGGAGCUGCGCCCGUGUCUUCUCCGCCGAGCGGGAUGUUGGCGGCGGUGGAGAUGGCGUUGGGGGAUAUGGCGGAGGACGCUCGGAAGGCGUGCAACCCGGACAUCACGACGCCGUUCGCCUCCGUCGAGGACGCCAUCAGCAGGCUGCUUCCAUACAACGUGUACGCGGAGUACGAGGAGGACGAGAUCUACGUCGAGGACCAGCCGCCGGCGAAGGACAAGUCGAGCGUGCAGGAGUGGGAUGACGACCGCGAAGCCGAGGUGAUCCGCAUGGCGGAGGAGUUCGAGAAGCUGGUGCUGACCUACAACGUCGCCGUCCGGAAGUCCGGCGCCGGCGCCGCCCGCGGCGAGGAGCGGCUCAUGGUGGAGAACCUCCUGCUCGCCGACGAGCAGCGCAAGUCGGAGCACGUCAGCGCCCUCGUCCGGCAGCAGCAGCAGCAGCUGGUGGCGCUGCAGAAGCAGCAGCAGCAGCAGGAGGAGGCGGCGCUGCAGCGGCAACGGAUGCAGCAGCAGCAAGCCCUGCAGCGGCGGCAACUCUUCCUGGAGCAGCAGCAGCAGCAAGCAGCGCUGCAGCAGCAGCUCAUGCUAGAGCAGCAGCAGCAGCAACAGAUGAUGGCAGCGCUGCAACAGCAGCAGCUGGCGAUCUUGUUCCACGACCAGCCGCAGCAACCGGAGCCGCUGGGGCCGGCGUACUGGCUGGCGCCCGUGCAUGCCGUGCCGCCGCCGCCGCAGCAGCAGCAACAACCGGAGGAGGGGCAGGCGGGUGGCGCGGCCACCGAGAUGGCGCCGCAGCCGUUGAGGGAGCUUCGUGAUUCGUGCUAGACAAUGAUCUGAUCGAGCAUGCGCGAUCGUUUUUGUUGGCUUCGUGACUCUUUUUUGGUCCAUAUAUAGAUAGAGCUGAGCAGUGGCAUUUGGCAUGUGAAUUGUGAACCUGAUUCUUCGAUUGACAAAGACCCAAGUUUUGGUUUAUGAAA